GAAGGCUCUAAUUAAAAUACUUCUACGAGCACAGUUUGUUCUACGACGUCAAUGGCUCCGCAUGGCCCCUGGGUAUUUCUUCUAAUUGCUAUAGUUACACCUCCAAACUUCGCUGCUGAAAAGAAGCAAUUUUUCUCUUCUGCGUACAUCUCGAACAAGGCGGUGGGAGAUCCGGCUUGCCAGCAAGGGCCGGGAGAGCCAGCUUGCUUCGCUCGACCAAGCCCAGGAAGCCGCCAAGCCAGUGAAGCUCUGAACUUGAGGCCCCACCCGCUAUCUCAGAUACCUUGUAGCUUUAUGCCAAUGGAUCUCGCGUAUGGACAAGAGAGUAAGUCUACAGUUGUAGGUAGCAAGCGAUGGUUUACGACUCCUUGGCAGAAAUCACUGAAUGUCACCUAUGCAAAUAUUUUACGGAACAUGUCCGGACCUUGGCAGUUCAUGACAAAUGGAACUAUUUAUUUGCACUCGAGCAGCAUAAAGUACACGAAUGUAACCUGUAUUCAAGCGAAAACUGUAGAGAAGAAUGAAACGGCGCGAACAUUCACACAUGAAGUGAAUGUCGGCAUGGAAUAUAACGGUAACAAGAACUGUACGGACGAGUAUGGCGGCGUCACGGCAAGAAAGAGCGCGCAAGCGAUCAGGCUAGUUACUCAGCGAUGAGGAGAUUCAAGAGCUACUCUUUCAGAGUGACAUUGACUUGUCUGAUGAAGGCGAUAUUCUGGAUGAGCCACACAGCAGCAGUGAAUGCUCAGGUAGCAGCAGUGACGAUGAUGAUGAAGUUGAAGAUGACACGCCAGCUAGCCACAAAGUUCAAGGUCGUGGCCCCAUUUGGAAAGCGACAGACUUCCCUCUAAGGUGCACUUCGGACUCUGCGCCGUGCCAAGUCGACUCAAGGUUUCCUGUGUCUCCGUUUGCCUACUUUGCGGAGUGUUUUCCGGAACCCUUUUGGAAGCUCUGCGCAGAACAAACAAAUCUCUAUUCUGUUCAGAUGCGUGACCACAGGUCAGUGCGAACGUCACCGGCAGAAAUAAAAAAAACUUGCCGGAAUACACAUGCUAAUGGGCCUUCUCGGACUCCCAAGAGCAAGACUCUACUGGUCCCGCAUAUCGGCUGUGCCUCUUGUCACAGAAAACAUGACACGCGACCGAUUCUUCGAGUUACGUGGUAUGCUGCACUUCGUGGACCUCAGCCAAACAACCGAUGCACAAACUGAAAACAAGUUGUUCAGAGCGGAACCCAUCAUCGAGUCAUUUCGAAAAGCGUGCCUCGAGCUACCACGUCCAAAAGCAGCAUCUGUCGACGAACAAAUGAUUCCAUUCAGCGGACGUUGUCCUGCCCGACAAUACGUGCCCAGUAAACCAAAUCCCGUCGGCCUUAAGAACUUAGUUUUGUCGAGUUCUGUUGGACUUGUGUUAGAUUUCGUCAUCUACACAGGUAAAGGAACUGUUCCUGAAGCCGAUAAGAAAGAACUUGGUCCUGGCGGGGCAAUAGCGAAGCGUCUUCUGCGUACAGUGCCGGAAGAACAACCAGUUCAUGUGUUCACAGACCAUUUUUUACAGGUUUGAAGCUCGCCGAGUACCUUCUCCGAAGGAAUGCGCAUCUUACCGGUACAAUUAUGGCAAACAGAACUGGAGGUACGGCAUCAAAGCUUCCAAACGAAAAGAACAUGAAACGAGGCGAAUCAUGCUGCGUUGUCCGCAGUGACGGAGAAAUGUGUCUCACGAAGUGGAAGGAUCGAAAAUCAGUCAUGAUUCUUUCGAGUGCCUGCGGCAUCACUCCAGAAGGCACUUGCAGAAGAUGGUCGAAGGAAGAGAGGAAGAAAGUAGAUGUGCCGCAGCCGCACUGCAUCAAAAUAUACAACAAAAACAUGGGCGGUGUUGAUCUUGCGGACAGAUACUUGUCCUAUUACAGGACAAAAUACGUACGAAGAAGUGGACCAUUAGGGUAUUUGCCCACUUUCUAGACCUAGCGGUCGCAAAUGCCUGGACGUUGCAGCAAAAGAUAUUCUCGAUCAAUUCGAGUUUAAGGACCGAGUUGCGGAAACGCUAAUUCGCGCCCACGUCGACGAAAUGCAAGAAGCCGUAAACGAAGUAGAGCAGGAUCUUGAAAUUGGCGAGACUGCUGCACUCCCUAAACGUACCAAGGUGACUUCCAUGCCGCCAAGUGAGGUCCGAUUGGACAAGUACGGGCAUUUUCCAGAGCAUGUGCCCUUAAAGUCUCACAUGAGAUGCCGCAAUUAAGGUUGCAGCGGAAAAACACGCGUUAGGUGCACUAAAUGUGACCUGUUUCUUUGCCUUCUCAACAGAAACUGCUUUCUUGACUUUCACUCUUGUUAGGCCUGUUGUACCCAAAUGGGUACAGCUAAUUUCUCGUCUGAAAUUACAGUUUUCGUUUUUCUUUUUCCGAAAAGUGUUUCGGGGCUUUCAAAUGGUUGCAAUAAAGAGUUUA
This is a messenger RNA of Rhipicephalus sanguineus (brown dog tick), 2445 nucleotides long. RefSeq lists its product as uncharacterized. The record is from RefSeq and is a predicted model, not a curated record. The transcript has 9 exons. Bases 52 to 657 code for a protein of 201 amino acids. Lineage: Eukaryota; Metazoa; Arthropoda; Arachnida; Ixodida; Ixodidae.